This is a messenger RNA of Caenorhabditis bovis, 1170 nucleotides long. NCBI's taxonomy places the organism in Eukaryota, Metazoa, Nematoda, Chromadorea, Rhabditida, Rhabditidae. The record is from the annotation of a GenBank genome assembly.
AUGCAGCGCGGCGGUAAAAUUGCAACGCAAAUUGAAGAAAUUGCCGCUGAUCCGAAUCUCAUCGAGGAUUUGAAAUCGCUUCCCGCCAAUUACAAUUUCGAGAUUGCGAAGACAAUUUGGAAGAUUCGCAGCACAGAUAGCAAAUAUGUGGCUCUUCAAUUCCCCGAAGGUCUCAUCAUGUAUUCUUGCAUUAUUGCCGAUAUUCUGGAAAAGUACACCAAUUGCGAUACGGUGAUUAUGGGCGACGUCACCUACGGCGCGUGUUGUGUCGACGAUUUCACGGCGAAAUCCAUAGGCUGCGAUUUGCUUGUCCAUUACGGACACAGUUGUCUGGUGCCGAUUCAAAACACCGACGGAAUCGCGAUGCUUUACGUUUUCGUCAACAUCGACAUCAAUUUGUCGCAUUUCAUCGAUUGUAUACGGCAGCAUUUUCAACGUCAACGAAUUGCCGUCGUCAGCACAGUGCAAUUCAUCCCAUCGCUACAGACAGUUAAAAUCGCGUUUGCUGAAAGUGAUACAACUAUCGUGAUCCCACAAUGCAAACCAUUAUCGCCUGGUGAAAUUCUUGGGUGCACUUCGCCAAAACUCGACGGCCAAAAUAUCGAUUCGAUAAUUUAUCUCGGUGACGGCCGAUUCCAUCUCGAAUCGAUUAUGAUGCACAAUCCCGACAUUCCCGCAUUCCAAUAUGAUCCAUAUUCGAGGAAGCUCACUCGAGAAUACUACGAUCACGGGAAAAUGCGCAAAAAUCGGCUGGAAGCUGUCGAGAUCGCGAAACGUUGCCAAACGUUCGGUCUGAUUCAAGGAACAUUGGGACGACAGGGCAAUCCGAAAAUUCUCGACGAUCUCGAGAGGCGUCUCAAAGAGAAGGGCAAGAGUUUCACGCGUGUGCUCCUCUCGGAGAUCAUUCCCGACAAACUCGCGUUGUUCGCCGACGUCGAUUGCUGGAUACAGGUGGCGUGUCCGCGAUUGUCGAUCGACUGGGGAUCCCAAUUCCCGAAGCCCCUCCUCUAUCCCUUCGAGUUGGCAUUGGCUUUGGAUGCUAUACCGGUGCCCACCAAAUUCUGGCCGAUGGAUUUCUAUUCGAAUGACUCGCUCGGACCAUGGACCAACAAUAACGAAGCGCAUCAAGUGAAGCGGGAACGACGACGACCUCGCAUUGUUGUUCAGUGA